CAAUAUACCUCACCCAACUUUCCCAAAUUCUCACUACCUCCAUCGUUGCUAUUUUCUUCAUAUCCAAUCAUUCUUCCAAUUUUUUCCCGUGCUAUUUGGUUCUUCCCAUGUGUUUCCAGCAAUAUACUGAAGAUGUAUGAGAUGGACGAAUUAAGGAUACAAAAUGACUUAGAGGCUGCAAAUAUAGAUGUUGGGUUUGAGGUUCCUCAUGAUUUUACACAAUGUUCCUUCAUGGAGUUACUUAGUUUUAAUUUGUACAACCAAUGUCAAAAUGAUAAUGGAGACGGGGUUGGUAAUGAUGACUCGGAAGAGAGGUUAGAUGAUGUUCAGGAAGUUGAUAAAAAUGAUAAAGUAGGGAAGAAGAAUGGUGAUCAACCUAUUGAGGCAGAGGAGGGAAUUCCUGAUUUUCUUUUUGAGGACCUAGAAUUAUCUGAUGAGGAAGGUUUAUUUGAUGACACUGAUGAUCAAAGGUGUAAUAAGGUGAAGUUGACCUUGCUAAAGAAAAAAGAGAGGGAGCUGAGAGAUAAAAGGGUCAAGAAGAAGAAAAAUGGUGUUGAUACUGAAAGAGGCAAUGGUGAUACUGAAGAUGCAUUUAGUGAUGUGGAGGAUGAAGAAAUAAGUUGUCUAGAUGAUAAUAAAUGUCCAGAGUUUAAGUCUGAUUCUGAGAUGGAGAAAUUUGUACUAGAGCCUAUGCUAAAGUUCAAGAAUGACAAAGAGUACAGGAUGGUCAUCAGAGAUUAUUCAGUGAGGCAUGACAUUCAGCUUGAGUUUAUGAAGAAUGAGCAUAAUAGAAUUUUAGUCAAGUGUCAGACAUGCGACAAUUGGAGAGGCACAGGAUCAAACAACAUGUCAAGGAUGUACCCGUGGAGCCUCUACAAGGGAUGGAACGACAACAUAAUUCCAAUUGCUUUUGCAAUAGUGCCCGUGGAGAACAAUUUAAACUGGAGUUGGUUUUUACAUCACUUGCAUAUAGUAAUUGGUGAUCCCGUGGAGAAGGGAAUAUGCUACAUUAGUGAUAGACAAAAAGGUUUGUUAGAGGUAUUCAAGAAGGAGUAUCCAAAGGUGCAUCACAGAUUCUGUCUAAGGCAUAUGUAUGAAAAUUUCAGAAAGAAAUGGUCAAGUUUAGAGCUAAAAGAACUAUUCUGGAGAGCAGCUUCUUGCACGACCGAGGAGGGUUUUAAUAGAGUUAUGAAUGAGAUUAAGGAGAUUGACCCAAAGAUUAGUGAACAACAAACUGCGUUUGAGUGGUUGUCUGGAAUUCCAGCUGUGCAUUGGUCGAGAUGUAUGUUUCCAACUCAUGUUAAGUGUGAUGCACUCACAAAUAAUAUAGCCGAAUCUUGUAAUAGUUAUCUGUUAGAAGCAAGAGGACUUCCAAUCAUUAGCAUGUGUGAGAAUAUUAGGAGCAAAUUGAUGUGUAGGAUCAAUGUAAAGAAAAUAGGAAUUGAGGCAUAUAAUAGAAGUAUGAUUUGCCCUAACAUUAAGAGAAAAAUGAGGAAGAUGAUGGACAAUGCAGUAAAUUGGAGUGUAAUGCCUGCUAGUUUGGAAGAGUUCCAGGUGAUGAAAGACGAUGUCACUCAUGUGGUUAAGUUCAGUUCAAAGGAGUGCACUUGCAGGAAGUAUCAACUCACUGGUGUCCCAUGUUUGCAUGCAUUAGCCGUGUGUCACAGGUUCAGAUAUAAUGAAGAUCUCUACGUGGACAAAUACUUCUACGUUGCCACAUAUAAAAAGGCAUAUGGGAAUGUUAUUCACCCUGUACCAGGUUCACAUAACUAUGUCAACACGUUAUAUACACCGUUGCUACCUUGUGUUGUUAAAAGAAAGAUUGGAAGACCCAAGAAAAACAGAAGAAAAUCUGCACAGGAAGAGGAGGAUGUGAGAAAGUCAACAAGGAAAGGAUUGACUGUUACAUGUGCAAAUUGUGGUAAACAAGGUCAUAACAAGAGGUUUUGUAAGAAGGAACCAAACACACAAAAUUCUAUUAAGCCAAGAAAAAGGGGCAAACCAAGUAAAAAUAAUAAAGAAACUGAAGCACAAGGCCAAAGAACUACAUAUGAGAACAUCAUCACUAAUGGCACCAUGCCUUCACAGCAAGCUAUAAGAGGUCUACCACUGGAGAGGAACUUAUCUCUAAACCAUGGGCAAACAUGAUGGCAUUAUUGGAUCUUGGUUGAUUACUGGAUUGUAUUAUGUAUUUUAUGAUGUCUUUCGAAGAACAUCUAUUUUUUUACCUUUUAAAAUUUGGUGUUGAUGUUCACAUUGUGAAAGUACUGUUUGAAUUAUCAUGCUCUAUGAAAUGAAAUUGUUUUGGUGCAUAAUUCUUCUGUUGUGAUUUUUUUGAAUUGAUCUGAUGUAUAUUGGCACUUGAUGUUGAGUGAAUAAUGUUCUAUGAAAUGUUUUAUAAAAUGGAUGUAUAAUGGCAUAGAUAUUGAGUGAAUAAUUUUUCUACCAUGAU
Messenger RNA from Cuscuta campestris, 2452 nucleotides. Lineage: Eukaryota; Viridiplantae; Streptophyta; Magnoliopsida; Solanales; Convolvulaceae. The record is from the annotation of a GenBank genome assembly.